AUAGGUAUAAACUUAUUCCGUUCCCCAUUCAAGCCCGAUCAACCAUUCUCAGUCUGACAGUUUAGUAAGUCGGAAACGUUCGACGGCGACGUACAUUGGAAAAAAAAAGUUCCUGGCUUAAAAGUGAGUGAUUCAAAGAAUUCUAACGCACCGGAUUGCGACAACCUUUUGCAACAAUAUGUAUUAACGAUAGCAGUAGUUUUUUAACGGUCGCCAAGUGAAUUGUUGCUGUUUGCCUGUUUAGCGUUUGGAACGCACUGUGGCGAUGACGGCAAGCUACCUCCUGGGAGUGGCUUCGGCCGUUUUUCUGUUGCUACUCGGUUCCGGGACCGAGGCUCGGAAGCUAAAGGGAUCGACCGAUGUGGACGCACUGAGGCAUCGGUACUUCGAACUGGAAAACCGAGCCUGGACGAUCGUCAAUCAGAUCGAUAAGGUUGAAAAUCAGAAGGAGGAUGAUAGGAAUUUGCAGCGGAGUAUUAUCCUGAAGGAGAUUAUGGAUAUCUAUACUGGGUUCGCCAGCGAUGAUCUGGGACCGGACAACACUUAUGAUGAGGACGAUUACUUCAUCCUGAAACGGUUUUACGAGUGGCAGCUGCUGGAGCAGGACCUGAUCAAUGUGCACAAGCUGUUCGACGCGAUGCGUGAGUUCAUGAAGAACAAACGCUCGGUCUCGGUGGACGAUCCGGACUUUGAGCUGGCCAGCGUCGACAUCACCGAUACGGUGCUCAGUGAUCCUCGGUUUCCGGUGAAUGCCACCCUGGAGCAGAUCGACACGAUCAUGAUCCGCCAGGGGCUGUACUACAAGGCCCAGUUGGAAGCCAAAUCGACGAUCUGCAGCUUCGGAAUGUCCGCCCAGCAGGUGCUGUACCAAUUGUACAAUGCGAUCUCGAUCACCGAGCUGAAGGGCUACUCGAUGAUGCAGUUCUCCUGGAUGCUUCUAAAGGCCUACGGAAAAGGAAACUUCACGACCGAAUCGAAACUGAUGCGGCGCCGCUUCGAGGAGCGAACCAACCGGACUCAGAUGCUGCUUCAGAGGGUUAUGCAGCAGGCUAGCCGCGAGUACUGGCGCUGUGAUCCGGAACGGGCCCAGCAGAAGGAGGGCGAAACCUUCGUCCAGCUGACCCGGCUGCUGCAGGGCUACAUCGAGAACGAGGUGGACAUGAACACCGAAAAUACCUGCAAGGAGAACUGUGCCUACUACAAUUGGGGAGCCCGGCAGGAGCAGUGCUACAAGGACCUAUACUGUUCCCGGCAGCCCAAAUGCUCCGGCAAGAUCUACAGCUGCGAUUACGUCGACUCGGACAUGUGGAUCUGCCCGGCCGCCUCCAGUAGCACCCGCAGGUACGAGUACAUUGAGUACGAGAACGGGCUGGUGUUCGGACAGAAGAAACAUUGCACCCGCGGCUCCACCAAGGUCGAUUCCUGGUGGCGGUGGCUGUUCUGGCAUUGCAGCUACUGCUUCUGCCUGUGCGACGACUCCGGCCCCAAGUCCGAUCGUUACAUCAACAUGCGGGAGUCGGUUUCGGACGUGGCCAACAAUAAGAUCGUCACCGGUUUGAGGUUUGUGAAGAAGAAUCGAAUCAUCCAUCUGAUUGUGCAACAGGGCAAGUUGCUUCCGCGGGGACAGAUCGAUAACACCACCCUGGAAUGGAGAGAAGCCGAGAAUUACAACGUCCUUUCACCGAACAUUCGCAACGGCCAAGAUUAUCACACGCUGACCUACGAAAGUCGAAUUUUGGAUCUGGACGAUUUGGAGGUAGCCGCCUCCUACGUACUCACCGGAGUUCGCUUCCGGCUACUGGGAAGUCAUCUCAACCUGGAGAUCCGUAUGACCGAAAUGGACUUUGAAACCGGAAAGCUUAUGGACCCGGACAAGAGCAUCUGGAUCGGAAGCGACAAAACUGAACACAGUGACGAUAAAAGGACUGAAGUCAAACUGGACCGACCGCACAUACCGAUUUUGACGGCCUCGAAAUCCAUCCCCGAUUCCGAGACCAACCAGUUCAUCAAGUUCCGCGAAAGUGACCGGGGCAUGGACGCCUCCCAGACGACGGUUCCGUUCUUCGAUGCGCAACCAGUGGUGCCGACCAAGCCUAUUCCCCUGGCCGGAGCCGGUUUAUUCCACAAGGGUCGACCCAAGUUCGGCGGCUUCGUCACGGCUAAGGUAAUAACGUACGAUUUCGGACCGCACAUUCAGGCGCCUCAGCAGCCCGGGGAUAGCUGGGACGAGGGCCGACGGUUGCUAAGUUGAGCUGAGCGCGGCGAAGAACGAUAGACUACAACAAAAAUCUAGACUACCCCUAUCUACUACAACCUACUACUAUCUAUAUUCCUUGUGAGCAAGAAACAAAACUUGAACCCCUAGGAAAAACGGGAUCCGCACAGCCAAAACUACUGAAUCAAAUAGUCGUUCAUGUAUUAGUAUUAGUAGUGGAACUGUUUCAAUAAAAAUAAUAAAAUUCCUUA
Uranotaenia lowii is the source of this 2466-nucleotide messenger RNA. RefSeq lists its product as uncharacterized. The coding region runs from base 266 to 2251 and encodes 661 amino acids. The record is from RefSeq and is a predicted model, not a curated record. The transcript is spliced from 5 exons. NCBI's taxonomy places the organism in Eukaryota, Metazoa, Arthropoda, Insecta, Diptera, Culicidae.